GAUUUGUUCAAAGCAAAGCCGGGCCAGUGGAUAAUAUCAGGAUUAACUGGACUGCCGACAUUUUGAAAGGUCAAUAGUGACCGUGGAAAGGCGGGACAUGUUUAAAACGACUGGAGAAACAUUUAAUUCCUUUCCAAAGAGAGAAGUAGGUACAUGUGCAGUGAGCGACAGCUAGGAGAGCAGUUCAGGGCACGAGCCAAAGGCACACACACCCACUAGCAGAGAGCAAGGCUGCAUUAUUCAAGGAUCCUCUUCUCUACGCUCCUCUGGGCCAGUGACUCACCCCCUCUGUACCUCUUGCUGAGCCAUUAUUACCAUGGAAACCCCGAGCCAGAAACGCACCAGCCGUGGUGCCACCUCCCCGGCCCGCAUCACCAGGCUGCAGGAGAAGGAGGACCUGUGUAACCUCAAUGACCGCCUGGCUGUCUACAUUGAUAAGGUGCGCUCACUGGAGUCGGAGAACGCUGUUCUGCGACUGCGUAUUACUGAGUCGGAGUCCUCGGUCACUCGUGAUGUGUCGGGCAUGAAGGCUACCUAUGAAGCAGAGCUGGCCGACGCCCGCAAGACCCUGGACCAGGUGGCCAAGGAGCGAGCACGCCUGCAGCUGGAGCUGGGAAAGAUAAGGGAGGAGCACAAGGAGCUCAAAGCCAGGAAUAGUAAAAAGGAGUCUGACCUGGAGGCGGCUCUGCUCAGGCUGAGGGACCUUGAGGCCCUGCUCAACUCUAAAGAUGCUUCUCUCAACACUGCCAUGGGGGAGAAGCGAACCCUGGAGGCUGAGGUGAAGGACCUCAAGGCCCAGCUGGCCAAGUUGGAGAGUAACUUAGCUGAUGCCAAGAGGCAGUUGCAGGAUGAGAUGCUGAGGAGAGUGGAUGCAGAGAACCGCCUGCAGACCGUGAAGGAGGAACUGGAGUUCCAGAAGAACAUCUACAACGAGGAGCUGCGUGAGUCUAAGCGUCGGUACGAGUCUAACGUCGUGGAGAUCGACAGCGGGCGUCAGCGGGAAUUUGAGAGCAAGCUGUCGGAGGCCCUGGCUGAAAUGAGAGCCCAACACGAGGAACAGGUCCGCCUCUACAAGGAGGAGAUUGAGAAGACCUACAACUCUAAGUUGGAGAACGCCCGUCAUUCAGCUGAAAGGAACAGCCAUAUGGCGGGAGCUGCCCAUGAAGAGCUGCAGCAGAGCCGUGUUCGAAUAGAGAGCAUGUCAAGCCAGCUCGGCCUGCUGCAGAAACAGCUGUCGGCAAGCGAGGCCAAGGUGCGUGAACUGGAGGAGUCUCUGUCAAGAGAGCGGGACAUGAUGCGCCGGCGUCUGGAGGAUAAAGAGCGGGAGAUGGCUGACAUCCGAGCUCGGAUGUUGCAGCAGCUCGAGGAGUACCAGGAGCUGCUGGACAUCAAACUGGCCCUGGACAUGGAGAUUAAUGCUUACAGGAAGCUGCUGGAGGGAGAGGAGGAGAGGCUGCGUCUGUCACCCAGUCCUCAACCCACCAAGGUCACAGUGGCGCGGACCUCUGGCUCAGGCCACAGCCACACCAGCCGCCUGGUCCAUUCCGCUGCCACUGCCUCCAGCAGCCGCAACUCCUCCGACGGCAGCACCAAGAAGCGCCGCCUGAACGACAAUGACAGUGAGACCUCCAGCAUGGUGGGAGGCACUGUGACCAAGACUCGCAUUAGUCAGCACGCCUCCGCCAGCGGCCGCAUCACAGUGGACGAAGUUGACCUGGAGGGCAAGUUCAUCCGUCUCAGCAACAAGGCCGACGAGGACCAAUCUCUGGGCAACUGGCAGGUGAAGAGACAAGUAGGUAGUGCCACCCCCAUCAUCUACAAGUUUCCCCACAAGUUCACCCUGAAGGCUGGAGGAACUGUCACUAUCUGGGCUGCAUCUGGCGGUGGAACCCACAACCCCCCAACUGACCUGGUGUGGAAGAGCCAGAACUCCUGGGGCACCGGCGAGCUCCUGCAGACCAUCCUCAUCAAUGCCAACGGAGAGGAAAUGGCCAUGAGGAAAGUAACACGGACCUUGUUCCAUGAUGAUGAAGAUGAUGACAUGGGAGCUCACAGCACGAGCGGUGCAGAGAACGAGUACAACUUGCGGAGCCGCAAGGUGAUCUGUGACUCCUGUGGGCAGCCGUCAGAGCGUGGCUCAGGUGUUUGCAGCAGCGGGGGUCUACCUGAAGGCCUCGUGGGACAUUCCUUUUUCAUGGGCACCAACGAGCCCAGACAGGGCCGUGCCAAGCCGGAGAACUGCUCCAUCAUGUAAAACCAAACAGCACCUCACGUGAACCCACCACCACCUGUAGCCCACAAAAAAUAUUUUCUACUGUUGGGAUGUAUCUUUAUUUUUUUAUAUGAUCUCGUCAGAUUUUGUAUUCAAAUUUAUCUGCAUGUUAAAUUUGCUUUGAGGUUUUGGCAAAGGGCACAGGAUUUUCAUAAUCAACCUUUGAGUUUUUUUUUUUAUAUAUUCAAGUUAUGUUAUUGCAUGUGUGCCUCGCUAAUGCUUGUACUGUAUCCUCCUCUUCUUGCGCCCUCUCACACUCACACAUUGACACACAGACAUAGAGCUCCAUUGACCAGUGCUUCGAUCCAAGCCGGGGUUUCACAUUUAAUGGCCAAGCUGUCAUCACUCAACACGCACAGCUAGUGAACCCUGACAGGAAUAAGUCUCUACAGCCAUACAGACAUCAGGAGAAUGAAUCCUGUGGGGUUUGUUAAUCAUGUUUAUCGCCCAUCAAAUAGAUUUAUUUAAGAUGUUGGUGAUGUUGAAAUUUAUUUUCCUUGUUUCUUUGGAACAGUAUUGUGCUAACUUUAUAUGCUACAGAGAAAAGAAAACUUUUUUUUCAAAUCUACAUUAGAAAAGUCAAGGAAAGCCAAAGUGCUGUAAGCUCAGGGUGUUCAGCAGCUGUUUUUUUUCACCUUAGCCUUAGACAAACAUGUUAUAAUACAUUUCCUAUGUGGAUUUAGAUGGUUGGACAGCUGUGGUACACAGAGAAAGUAAUUACUUGAGAUGAAUGUAUAUUUUUCUGUAAUUCCCAGCUCGACCCCAGAGAAAUGUAUUAUGUUUUCGAACGUGUAUAUAAAUAGGGAAUUAUUCUUUGCUGGAUAAGUUGAUUGUACCUGGUUAAAUGAAUCCCAUAUGUAGCUCAGAUUGAUGUACAUGUAGAUGGGUUGCCUUAAUUGUUUUUUUGUUGUAGUAAUUCCAAAGAGGUUUUGUCGUGAUCAAAGGAAAAUGUAGAAUUUAUUUUCUACGUUGGGAAAAUAUCUAUUGAGUUUUGACUGAUAAAUUUGGUGCCAUAUAUACAGUUUAUAUUUAUAGGAUUUCUCAGCUUAUUCAACUAAAUGAACACUAUUCUAAUAUAGAACUAAUUGCAGCUAUUAACAGAGUGCAACAGAUUUUUUUGGAAACAUUUUAACAAGCUUUUUUAGAGAUUAUAAAUACAAAUGUGCCUUUGGAGGACAGAAAAAAACCCAUAAUCAAUCCGUGUUCUUUGAGCACAUGCCUCAUAUUGCAGUCUUGUGACUGUCAGCUGUCCUCUGGUUUGUGUUGAGGUUUGUCCUGGUCAUAAGGGCUUAUUUUCCCUUUCCUCUAAGCUUACUGGCUUUGCAAAUCUCUAGGCAUGAUUUUGGGAUCUGAGUAGGAUUGUGGGGUUUUGUAUACUUUGGCUUCAUGCACUGCAGGAAUACGCACAGCAGGUAGAUCUGUACAUUAGUCUGGCAGCUUAAGUCAUUCAUACUACAGUGAAAAGCAUAAUUUACAGAAAAUACUUGAUAGCUGUUUUUGAUAUUUUGUUUUGUUACUUUUUUUUUUAUUUGUGCCACAUUAGAUUCUUCUUUUUUGCCUCAAGUAGAUAUUUGAUUUUGACACUAUGAUUGCUAAAGUGCCUUAAAGUCCAUGACAGUUGUUAGUUAAAAGAAAUGGCCAGCUCCAAAGAUGUUUAGUAUUUGGCCUCUGUGACACAUUUAUAAUAGACAAAGACAUAGCAUUUAUGUCAUAUGUACAUUUGAGACAAGCUUACUGUGUGUAAUAAUAUAUGCAACUAUUAAAUGAAUCAUCCCUCUCAGAACAGAUCACCCAAAGGGUGUGGUCAGAGUUUUUCAGAGGCCUGUCUGAAUUUAAACCAGAAAGAACCUUCUUCCUUUUGUUUGUGUUUUCUUAAGAAACAUACAGCUGCUCUUUAACUUGAGUAUGCAAUGGUGGUUCAAGUUAAUGAACAACCAAGACACUUAUAAAAUCAGAUUCAAACCACAGAUGUAACAAAACCUCUUGAAAGGCCUUUGUGAAAUCCUGAACCCUCCCUUUUUAAAGUCUUGUUGGAGGCCUCCUGAAUCAUUUUAAGGACCUGAGGAUUUAAAAUGUUACAGAAAGGGAUUUGUUUUGAGCAUUUAAUGCCAAAGUUAUAAUUUGCUUGAAGUUUUGUCAUUUCUAUCAUAACGAUUCUGUUAAAAUUAUGGAAAAG
This is a messenger RNA of Micropterus salmoides (largemouth bass), 4448 nucleotides long. RefSeq names its product lamin-A-like. The record is from RefSeq and is a predicted model, not a curated record. NCBI's taxonomy places the organism in Eukaryota, Metazoa, Chordata, Actinopteri, Centrarchiformes, Centrarchidae.